This is a messenger RNA of Ambispora leptoticha, 260 nucleotides long. The record is from the annotation of a GenBank genome assembly. NCBI's taxonomy places the organism in Eukaryota, Fungi, Glomeromycota, Glomeromycetes, Archaeosporales, Ambisporaceae.
CUUUGAAUAUUCUUGAAUCUUUGGUAAAUUAUGAAAUCUUGAAUCCUCAAGAAUAUAUUGACAUUCCUGCUAAAAAUGAAGCUAUUCACCGCAUGCUUAGUAUUGAAGAAAUAGUAAAUACCAUUAGUCAAUCAGACAACACUGACAAUAAAGAUCCUUCUUUAUCUACUCAAAAUCGACUUACCAUUUUCCAAAAGCUUACUCGUGAGCUUAAUAGUAUAUUUAUUGAAAGAAAAACUCAAAAAACUCUUGAUGAUUAU